This is a messenger RNA of Sus scrofa (pig), 4950 nucleotides long. RefSeq names its product G protein-coupled receptor 139 (gene GPR139). Gene Ontology annotation, biological process: phospholipase C-activating G protein-coupled receptor signaling pathway. Gene Ontology annotation, molecular function: neuropeptide receptor activity. Lineage: Eukaryota; Metazoa; Chordata; Mammalia; Artiodactyla; Suidae. The record is from RefSeq and is a predicted model, not a curated record. Gene Ontology annotation, cellular component: plasma membrane.
GCGGGCAGGUGCGGAGGGAGCAGAGGAGACCACGGCCAAGGGUAGAAGCAAGUCCUGCGGGGAGAGAGGCUCUGCUGCUCCAGCUGCUGCCUUGGCCGCCGCCGCCACCGAGCCGGCGUCCAGAGAGCGGGGCUGGCAGGCCCGGCGCCAAGAGGAGGGGAGCGAGGGGCGCGCUCAUGGAGCACACGCACGCCCACCUCGUAGCCAACAGCUCGCUGUCCUGGUCCCCCGGCUCCGCCUGCGGCUUGGGCUUCGUGCCCAUAGUCUACUACAGCCUCUUGCUGUGCCUCGGUUUACCAGCAAAUAUCCUCACGGUGAUCAUCCUCUCGCAGCUGGUGGCCAGGAGGCAGAAAUCCUCCUACAACUAUCUCUUGGCCCUGGCUGCCGCGGACAUCCUGGUCCUCUUUUUCAUCGUGUUCGUGGACUUCCUCCUGGAAGAUUUCAUCCUGAACGUGCAGAUGCCUCGGGUGCCGGACAAGAUCAUAGAAGUGCUGGAAUUCUCGUCCAUCCACACGUCCAUCUGGAUCACUGUUCCAUUAACCAUCGACCGGUACAUCGCCGUGUGCCACCCCCUCAAGUACCACACUGUGUCCUACCCAGCCCGCACCCGCAAGGUCAUCGUGAGUGUGUACCUCACCUGCUUCCUGACCAGCAUCCCCUACUACUGGUGGCCCAACAUCUGGACGGAAGACUACAGCAGCACCUCGGUGCACCACGUCCUCAUCUGGGUCCACUGCUUCACCGUGUACCUGGUGCCCUGCUGCAUCUUCUUCAUCUUGAACUCGGUCAUUGUGUACAAGCUCCGGCGGAAGAGCCAUUUUCGCCUCCGCGGCUACUCCACCGGGAGGACCACUGCCAUCCUGUUCAGCAUCACCUCCAUCUUCGCCACCCUCUGGGCGCCGCGCAUCGUCAUGAUCCUCUACCACCUCUACGGGGCGCCCAUCCAGAACCGCUGGCUGGUGCACGUGGUGUCCGACGUUGCCAACAUGCUGGCCCUCCUCAACACGGCCAUCAACUUCUUCCUCUACUGCUUCAUCAGCAAGCGGUUCCGCUCCAUGGCCGCCGCCACCCUCAAGGCCUUCAUCAAGUGUCAGAAGCAACCGGCCCAGUUCUACACCCACCAUAACUUUUCCAUAACCAGUAGCCCCUGGAUCUCGCCGGCCAACUCACACUGUAUCAAGAUGCUGGUGUACCAGUAUGACAAAAACGGAAAGCCUAUAAAAGUCUCCCCUUGACCCCGGAGGCGGGGAGGGCACCUCGUGCCUCUGCCUAAUCCCUUUCCUGAUGGGGAAGUGGUGGCCCAUCCGGGGGCUGAUCGGCUCUCUGGGCGAGCGGCAACCUGAUUUCCCGUCUCCACGGACUGAGCAACUCUCAGACAGGUCGAUGAGAAAAGGUGGAGGAGAGGAAAGAAAAGCAUGAAUCUUGUUUUCGUUUCUGCCUUUUUUUUUUUUCUCCCCCCAAGUCCUGGGGACAGUAAAAGUUCCUUCCCGAUUUGAAGAGGCCAUCGGAGGGGGUGUCUUAAGAGCCUAUGACUUCACCGCGGCAUCAUCCACAGUCACUGGCAACUGCUCAUUUAAGUGACCCACCAGCCACACUAGCCGGUUGCUGAACCCACACUCUUCUUCCAAGAGCCGAGGUCAUCCCUCGGGUCCCCGGGCUGUUUCCAGCAGCCAACAAUUCUGACCAGUUGGGGGAUUUUCCAAGGUGCCCUUUGUCCCACUGAAGGUUUUGGUCUUGAAGGGACCCUGGCACCCUCUCUGCAGAGUGACAUUGUGGGGACGGGGCGGGGAGGAUGGAAUCUUGCUCGAACUCCUGCCCAGAACUUCUGUGGAAAGACUCCAAACCAAUGGAAGGAUGAGCCUCAGACCUCAGGGGUGGGGGGUGAGGGGUCUGCAGCCUUUCUAUUCACCAUUAUGUAUAGAUUUUAUCUAGCGCCUCCAAAACAAAGACCCUGCCUGGGGUGUCAGGGGUGGGGUGGGGAAGGAGGAUUUCUUGAGCCCAGAAAAACAAAACACACAAAAAUAAGCCCAGUCUUGCCAUUGUUUCAACAUAUCCCCGUGUCAGCUGCGUAUCAUCUCUUUACUCAGAGUCACAUCAUGCGGUGGUGCCACGCAAGCUUCCUGGAGAAGCCUUUGCCAGCCUGCCUUCUUGCUUGCUGAAACCCUUCACCCAACUGUUUUCCUUGAAGUGACUUCCGAACCGGAUUUCUCGUCUGAGGGUCAGGAACCGUAGCUUUCCAGGGGCGAAGGGAGCCAUUGUCGGCUCUGCCCCACCGUCCAGCUGGCAGUGCCAUUCGGCCACAAAUGGCGAUGGCAAGGUGCCCAUGCGAUCUGCAUGUCUGCCCUGGCAUGCACAUGGCUCAAAAGGGAGGUGCCAGUUUUCAGUGAUGCUAUUUAACCCAGAUCCCUUGCAAAAUAAUGAAAUAGGAAUGUGUUUAUUUAUUCGCCCCUUGCCUGUCCAAGGCAAGAACACUUCUAAGAUGUAACUAAUAGAGGCUUCCCUGGGAGUCACCACUCCUGUGUGCCCCCACUAAUGCAUACACAGACUUCAUUAUCUUAGGCUCCUAGGUACCAGGGAUGUGUUUUGAAAGCAAAAUCCAUGCUGGAGGUUUUCUCAGUUUGUCGUGUGUGUGUGUGUGUGUGUGUGUGUGUGUGUGUGUGUGUGUGUGUCUUCUUAGGCCCACACACAUGGUAUAUGGAGGUUCCCAGGCUAGGGGUCUCAUCGGAGCUUUGGCUGCCGGCCUACACCACAGCCACAGCAAUGCCAGAUCUGAGCCAUGUCUGCCACCUACACCACAGCUCACGGCCACGCCGGAUUCCUAACCCCUGAGCAAGACCAAGGAUCAAACCUGCGUUCUCAUGGAUGUUACUCAGAUGCAUUAUUGCCAAGCCAUGACAGGAACUCCUCAGUUUGUCUUUAAAAAAAAAAAAAAAAAACUCUCCCAGAUUCCCAGUAUCUGAAGUGUAUCCCUGUUCUGACGAGUCUUCCAAGGUGAUUUUGGAAUUGUAUGAUAUUCAGGGGGACCCAACCAAAAGCAGACAGUCCCCUGGAAUUACGGGUUCCUCAGACUGGAUUUUUAUGGCAUUGUUGCCCCUGAAUUGAAAGAAGGUCUACCCUUUUGAAGGAAACUUGCAAUAAAUGAGCAGGGUAGAAAAAGCUCUGAUGCCAUACAAUCCCUAAACUUCAGCCGAGGCCCCCACACUAAUUCAGUGUCCCCUUAAGGUCACUUUCAUCCUGAGGGUUCUGAUUCCUCCUCCUUUGCAAUGACUGCAUGAGAGCCGCGUCUUACCCCAAAACGCGUUCUGAAGUCAGUGCAAGUGGAGAAAGGCAGAGCCAGUUACCUCUGCAAAGUUCUCGGGGAGAAGCCGUGGUCGAGACCACAUCCUAUCCCUUAAAAAACACCUAACUUGGCUAAGCUUCUUCCCCCACGCUGGAACAGGUUUGCUGCUUCUCCCACUGAGGACAAGACAGAGGUGGCUGGCACUGGGGGACCGUAUCGUGUGACAGCUAUAAGCAAGUACCAGGCUCGCACAGGUGCAGGAGGCUGCUCUCGCGACAAGAGGUUCCUGAUAUUUGUUGAGGGACCAGCAGAUCCAUAUCUCUGGGCUCACACGCUCCCCAGGGCAUCACAUGGAAGGGUGGACCGGUUUCCUCACACCCCUUCACUGGCCUUUCUCUGUUCCUUUUUUGCCAAGCAGCCCUCUUUGCCUACGUGUUCAUUAAAUGUGUGUGGCAGGCGAUCCCACCACACUCCCUUGUGAAUAAACAUUGACCAAAGGCAACCUACACCCAAGAUACAUAGACCUAUAUAUAUAUAGAUCUAUAUAUCUCGAGACAUAUAGUUAUUUAUUUAUUUAUUUUGAAACACAUAGCUCUGAAAAAAAAAGAAUGCUCGUUUGAGCUCCACAGGAAGGAGUCACAGUGCAAUAUCUAGAAAGGCUAAGCAAUGCCUUUUGGGAGAAUGUAUGGAAGAGGGAAGAUAUGCGUGUGGACCUCUGUGUUCCCUGCUUGACAUGUUUGGUUGUAUGUAAAAACUAUGGAUGUUUGAAAAACCAAAAACUGGGCGUACUUUUGGAAGGUUUUCCUCGUUCCCUCGUUAAUUACUUCUCUUAACAACAGAGGUUGUACCAAGUAGGGUGGUAAUCUCUUUUCCUUCUGACGAUAGUUUAUAUUUCGAUAACAUAAUAUUUAAAAGAGGUCUGCCUCUCAGAGGCAAUCCAGUGAGGUGUCGUCUUCCGGUGAAAAUGCGGACACGUGCCCGUGGGCUUCGGUGGAUACAUAUCUCCUCAAACUUGUUUCAGAGAAUCUAAGGACUUUUAAUUUAUUAUUAUUUAUAGUAAUACUUGUAGAUAACGUAAGAUGGUUUUUUAAGAAAAAAAUAAACUUUUAAGCCUUUUCUUUCAGGCCAGUUUUGGAAAUAAAGCCUUGAUUUUUGAAGCCUGUGGUAUAAACGGCUGCUGUUGAUGGCACUGAAGCCAUUGCCUUAGAUCAGGUUUUUGUGAUGCCUCUUUCACAGGCUGUUAACUAGCAUCCCUCUUGUUGGACGACUUGUAUCCUUGGCUGGACACGCAGUGAUGCUACGCACUUCCACACUGUGUCUUUUUAUUGAACCACUCGAGGACUGAACUGUCUCAUGGGAAGGAGAUGAAGAAGGUGACAGACUAACAGUAAAAGACAGACCAUGAGAAGGCAUGAAGUUUAAUUUUGCAAACAUCCUGCAAUUGGAAAAGUUACUUUGCACAGUUGGUGCCUACUGGUCCAACCGGGGGGGAAGGGGAGGAGGGGGCGGGGAGCCUGCCUAAACUGAAUAAGAGACUCUUGUGUUGGCUAUUCCAGUUUAAAGAAUGGAAUAGAAUGUUACCAUAGAAAAAUAGUAAAUGUUCAUAUUUUCUUAAUUAGAUAUUAUAUCGUGUUUGGACUUGUUUGUAUUAUAAUAAAUUCUAAUAUGGU